UAACCUCCCAGGGAUUCUGCUGCUUCAGUCCCAGCUCAGGUCUGCCUCCCAAGGAAGCUCUCAUGUCAGACCUGGUGCUGAGAUAGCCAAAGCAUCCGGUCCAGCCCAGGCCAGAGCCAGGAAAUCCCUGUGAUCCAAAAGAUUAGAAAUAUGGUCAAGAUGGGGACCUGGAACUGAGCAGGCCCUCAUGGGCUGUCCCAGGAUGGAGACCCAAGGGGAAGGGGGGGCUCAGCCAAGACUUUCACCUGGGGAAACGAGGGACCGCCAGCCCUACGGGGUUACCUGCAGGGCUCAGUGGCUGCAGUUAUGAUACUGAAGAGAUCAGAGGAGGGAAGAAAUCCCAUAUCUGGCAGGGCAGAGAGCUCACUGGUUCUGGAGCAAAAUCUUUAGGGACAACUGCAAGAGGACUGGGAGGGGUGAGGGCUCAACAACCUCGAUGGAGGCAGAGAAUCUCACAGCAUCGCCAGAGGCACAGAGCUGGGAUGGCCCCCAAGGUGACACCUCCUGGACUCCUUCACUUCUUUACCACCCUAUACUGAGAGCCCACUGGAUGGUUCUUAAGAACAUGGGAAAAGACGGUGAAUUAAAGCAACUGAAGGAUGGGCUAGCAGAUUUUCAACCAGGCACCGACUUUGCAGUUCAGGUUAUUCUUGUUCACACACAUGUUCAAUCCACACUUUAUAUUCAUGGCUAUGUGUCCCAGGCACGGGACUCUGGGCUCGGUGCACAAAGCGGGAAAGGCAGCCCUUGCCCUCCAGGAACUCUGGGACCCUUGGGCAACCAGGCACAAGGAGGCACAAAGGGAACUGUGGUGGUGUUCAGGGAGCCGCCGGGUUCAUCAGAGAAGCGUUGAGGCUUCUCCCGCAGGGGCUCUCCCCGAGACUGAGCUUGUCUUCCCUCUCCUGGAGCGGUUCUUCUCGCCCGACUCCUCCGGUUCAGAUUCGACUCCUCUAUCGGAGUCUGCCUCAGCUUCCAGCUCCUCCUCUAUGCAUUUGCAAAGCCACAGUUACCUUUGCAUCAA
Molecule: messenger RNA, 1021 nt
Organism: Callithrix jacchus (white-tufted-ear marmoset)
Lineage: Eukaryota; Metazoa; Chordata; Mammalia; Primates; Cebidae
Source: RefSeq, a predicted model, not a curated record